Messenger RNA from Didymodactylos carnosus, 1956 nucleotides. Lineage: Eukaryota; Metazoa; Rotifera; Eurotatoria; Philodinida; Philodinidae. The record is from the annotation of a GenBank genome assembly.
AUGCGUAACUAUCGUACAGAUAAAAGUGAGGAAGAAUUCGAAAGUGCUGACGAAGGUAGCAACAAUGGAUGGACCAAUUCAAUAGAUAAUAACAACGAGAAGAAAAUCAAUGUCAAUCAUAACGGCGCAGUCAGUGAGAAUAAUACGAGCUUAGUACAAAUUACUAAUGAUCUGAAUUCUGUUCAAAUACAAAAAGACAUUAUAAAGCAAACACCGCUAUCAGAUACCGAAAAGAAAAAUGUAGCUUCUGCUAGCACGAAAGAUUGGUCUAUCUGGCCAACAUUCGACACAAAAACCGGAAUAAAUCAAAAGACUAAUGAUAGGCUAAACAGUGUGUCACUAAAGAAAGAUCCUCAAUAUCAAGACUCAUCUUCGCCGCCAUCGUCAUCUGCCCAUUCAGAUAAUGAUAGCUCAUCAUUAGAGGAAAAAUCGAGUGAUCGCUACUUAAAUUACCAACAACGAAAAAAAUAUCGAAAAAAUAGAUGUGAUCCAAAUAAUGACGACAGCGAAUCAAACAAAGUUACAACACGUCCUUCUCGUGAAACAACAGCAAGAGAUGACAAAAGUACUAACAACAUUAAAAAACAUCACAAUGUUCACGAAGCUCGCCGUCUUCUCGAUCAUCUAUCGGAGCAGUCACCAACUAGAACUCCCAGCUGGGGUCAAUCAUGGUCAAAUAUUGGAUCUUUUCUUUCGAAUGCAAAAUCGACAGUAAAUACAUUGAAAAGUAGUGUUAGUGAGGGCUUUAGUGCUGUUAUUGAAUCUGUUGAAAGUAGUCUAGGGGCACCUGAUCCGGAGCAAUUGGCAGAAAUGAAUCGAAUGGCUUUCAAAAUUAAAGGCGAAACAUCAGAUAGUGAAACAGAAGAACCAGAUGCACAACAAAACCAACAAGAUUCAGUCACAAAUCAAGGUGGUUGGCUAAGUUCUUUAAGUAUUGACAAAAUCACAACAACUGGUAUGCAGAUUGUUUCGGGAAGUUUAGAUGUGUUGGAAACUGUGGGUAAAAAAACAUUUGAAGCUAUUAACGAAGUUGAUCCAGAAUUAAAGGGGACAAGACAUUUAUUAAAGGGAGGACAACAAGAUUCCGUGACGCUAUCUGAAAUAAUUCGUGAAACACAGCAACAAGGUGAUAAUAAUGAUUUAUCAAAAUCCAACCAUAAUAGUAUAACGUUUACUCGUUUAUUUGAAAAAAAUCAAGGUUUGACACAUUUAGAAGCAUUGGAAUCACUAUCAUCUCAAGCAUCGAUUAAAGUACAAACAUUUGAUUAUCGUAAUAACGAAUUAUUGGAAAAAAUAGCCGUCUAUUUCGACAUGGAAAACGAUAAACGGGAAGAUGAUUCAAGCAACAAUGAAGCGAUGAACAAUAUUGAAAAUCAAAUUCCUAAUAUAGAUGAUUUAUCAUUCAAAUUUACAACAUAUCAAACACAAUUACGUUCUACAGUAUCGAUGGAUAAAGUGUUGGAAGUUUAUCAAUCAGCACAUGAAUUUAUAAAAGAAUGGGAUUGGAUGGAUACAGCGUUGGAUCAAAAAACAUUACAUGACGAAGCAAUAGAUUGUUUAGCAAUAUUAUGUUCUCAUAUUGUUGAGUAUUAUCGUAAAACAGCUGAAUUAUUUUUAAUGGGUUGCAAAAGUUUAACAGCAUUUUCUGUUGAUGUUGAACUGUUGAAACUCUUUCAAAAACAACAAAUUGACUUCACAAAUAUGUUAUCUGGAAUUCCUAUUUUAUUUGCUAAACAUAUGAAACAUAUUAAUAAUGUUCCUUCAAAUUCAAUAAAAAAUAGUGAAACACCUGUUCGUUGUGCUGUCGAUUAUAAACAUCAAUUAAUUACAGAUUUAUUCAUACAAUCUACAAGUUCAUUGACUUAUGCACAUGAUGCAUAUUGUCUAUUGAAACCAGUUAUUCAACAAUCGAUUAUUUAUCAUAUGAGUGCAAUAACGACAUUGAACGAUCUUUAA